CUUUGCCACAGUGACUCCCAAAGCCGUGCAGUAUCCUGAAUAUCCCUCUCCUGAAGCUCACCCUGAGUCUUCCACCAACCCAAGUGUGCAUGCAGCAUCUCCUGAACCCUCUGUGUUUUUUAAUCAGUGGUUGCUGAGUCACUGCCUUUGAGUUCUGAGAUCCCAGCCCGUGUGAUGUAAACUGCUGUGGAGUCAGGAGAACUCUCCAGAUAUCCUCCAGAAAUGACCAGUUUCAUAUCCCACUGUCACAAAGAAACAUGAAUUAUCGCCCUAAGAUGACUUCCAGUGACCCAAAGUCAUGCACCAAGGGGAAUAAGUUAAGUUUUCAUAACAUCUUCUAUCAAGUAGAAAUGAAGAGUAGCUUUCUACUUUCACAGAAAACAGUGGAGAAAGAAAUAUUAUCGAAUAUAAGUGGGAUCAUGAUACCUGGCCUCAAUGCCAUUCUGGGACCUCCAGGUGCUGGAAAAUCUGUGUUGUUAGAUAUCUUAGCUGCAAGAAAACAUCUGGGAAAAUUCUCUGGAGAUGUGAUGAUAAAUGGAGAACUUUAUCCUGCAAAUUUCAAACAUCAUUCAGGUUAUGUGGCACAAGAUGAUAUCAUGAUGGACACACUGACAGUGAGAGAAAACUUACUCUUCUCAGCAGCUCUUCGGCUUCCCACCACUGCGACCAAUUAUGAAAAAAAUGAGAAGAUUAAUGAGGUCAUUGAAGAAUUAGGUCUGGAUACAGUUGCAGAUUACAAGGCUGGAACUGUGUCUAGGGCAGAAAGAAAGAAGACCAGUAUCGCCAUGGAGUUGAUCACUGAUCCUUCCAUCCUGUUCCUGGAUGAACCCACAAAUACUUUAGACUGGAGCACAGAACAUUCUGUCUUUCUGCUUCUGAAAAGGAGAUCAAAGCAGGGGCGAACAAUCAUCUUCUCCAUUCAUCAGCCUCGGCACUCCAUCUUCGAGAUGUUUGAUAGCCUCACCUUACUGGCUGCAGGAAAGCUAAUAUUCCACGGUCCUGCACAGAUGGCUGUAGAGCACUUUGCAUCAGCAGGUUACAGCUGUCAGCCCUACACCAACCCAGCAGUCUUCUUUCUGGAUGUCGUGAGUGGAGUCAUCACUGCUAUGGAAUCAGACAGAGAAGACAAAGACCAUGAGGGUGCGAAGAUUGAAAAGUUUUCCUUGAGUGAUAAGCCAGUCAUAGAAAAUGCUGAGUUCUAUGCCAGCUCCUGGUUCUACAGAAGUACGAAAGCUGAACUAGGUCGCCUCUCAGAUGGUCAGAAGAAGAGCUCAGCCUUCAAGGAGUUCACCUUUGACACCUCUUUUUGGCACCAACUCAGAUGGAUUAGCUGGCGCUCACUUAAAAACUUUCUGGGUGAUUUCCAGACCUCUAUAUCUCAGGACUGAAACCAGCCAUGGAGGCUUUCUUCAUUACGAUACUUACCCUUUGGAUGAUGGCUUGUUCAACUGAUUCUGUGGCUCUGGCCAUGACUGUAGGUCAGAGUAUGCUGCUGCCCAUAGUAAAACUUCUCAUGGACAGUUACUUACGGUAUACGAUGUUGCCCUGGUUUAUGAAAUUUCUCUUUAGAACCAGUGAGUCUCGGCUACUGUGGCUUCAGAACAUUGGUAUCCCAUACUUGGGCCUGACGGCUUUGCAAGAUAAUGAACUUUUGGGGCAAAACUUCUGUCCUGGCCUCAGUGAAACUGGAAGCAAUGGCUGUCCCAACUAUGUAAUAUGUACUGGUGAAGAAUUCCUGACAAGUCUGGGUGUUGAUAUCUCCCUUUGGGGCCUAUGGAAGAAUCAUGUAGCUUUGGCUGUUAUAAUGAUUGUCUUCUUCACAAUUGCUUUCUUAAAAUUGUUACUCUUUAAAAAACAUUUUUAAAUUCUCCUUAAUGUAUUGCGAAUUACAUUCAUAUUAAAUGUGGCCAUGGUGAUCUUU
Messenger RNA from Cavia porcellus (domestic guinea pig), 1921 nucleotides. Its product is annotated as broad substrate specificity ATP-binding cassette transporter ABCG2-like. Gene Ontology annotation, cellular component: plasma membrane. Gene Ontology annotation, biological process: transmembrane transport. Gene Ontology annotation, molecular function: ATP hydrolysis activity; riboflavin transmembrane transporter activity; ABC-type transporter activity. Lineage: Eukaryota; Metazoa; Chordata; Mammalia; Rodentia; Caviidae. The record is from RefSeq and is a predicted model, not a curated record.